Messenger RNA from Rhipicephalus sanguineus (brown dog tick), 985 nucleotides. RefSeq names its product neprilysin-1. Gene Ontology annotation, biological process: protein processing. Bases 195 to 962 code for a protein of 255 amino acids. The transcript has 7 exons. Gene Ontology annotation, molecular function: metalloendopeptidase activity. Lineage: Eukaryota; Metazoa; Arthropoda; Arachnida; Ixodida; Ixodidae. The record is from RefSeq and is a predicted model, not a curated record. Gene Ontology annotation, cellular component: plasma membrane.
GAGAUAAAAUCGGCUGCAGCAAUAGUAAGGCGCAGUUUCUUCGCGGAUCUCUUCUGUCAUCGAGCCUUCCAUGAUAUAACUUGUUUAUCAGUCUAUUGUUACACACCCAUUUGUUGGGCUACCUGUUGCCUUCUUCAUUAUUAGUGGACCAACGAAAAGAACACCGACCUCUCUUCCCACCAAAGGAUUGAAUUAUGAAUCCUUAUAGUCGCAUGUACUUGUUAACAGCCGUAGGCUUUGUAGUUACAAAUCCCGUAGAACAGCAUACCGACGACAACGCAAAUUUUACGGUGUGUAACUCAACAGUAUGCAAAGCAAGAGCAAAGCUGGUCAAUGCAUCUUUGAACGCAUCUGUGGAUCCGUGUGAUGACUUCUACUCCUACGUCUGCGGUGGAUGGAUCAGUAACCACACCUUGCCACCGAGUUCGUCUUCCUAUGGCAUUUACGAUAUGCUGCGCGACGAACUGCAAGCGACACUGAAGGCGGUAUUAGAAAACAUGACUGGGAUCGAAGAAGAACAAACGGUUAUCAAAAACGCUAAAGUGAUGUACAAUGCCUGCGUAGCUGUCCCAACGGAACCGGACAGACGUGACAUUCUCCUGGAAAUACUGAACGCGUCUGGGUUCAGCCAGUGGCCCAUAACUAAUGCAAGCAGCAUGCAGCUUAAGAAUGUCACACAAGUGCUUGAAGUGACUGGCCCAGGUCCCAUAUUGAACCUCGACAUUGAACGGGACGUCCUAGUGCUAAACACUUACGCCAUUCAGAUUGACCAACCCAAAUUCCUGAAAUUGGGCCGAAAGCAGCUCACAGAUCCAUACACUGGAAAGAACGAGAACAUAACUGAAGCCUACAAGAAACUUCUCGAAGUCGCCGUCAAAUUCGUGCAACCGAACAUCACAGACAGCGAGCUCACGACCGUUGUCUGCGAUAUCAUGGUCCUCGAAAGGAUCUCGCUAAUGUGAGAAUCAAGUCUUAUGAUGAGAUU